Messenger RNA from Anisakis simplex (herring worm), 405 nucleotides. The record is from the annotation of a GenBank genome assembly. Lineage: Eukaryota; Metazoa; Nematoda; Chromadorea; Rhabditida; Anisakidae.
AUGAGCGAUUAUCUCGGUGAUGAAAACGAAGACAUAAUAGUGGAGCUAGUGAAAGCAGCAACGACGACUACAAUAGCUUCCUCACUGCCACUCUCCACACCUCCAUCAUCAGCUCAUCUGAUAACGAACAGUGAUUCGUUAGCCAGUCAUAUUCUCGAGACCGUGUCGUCGUCUUCUGCUUCAUUAUCUACAGUAACGGGUUUAAUCAUCGACAGUGACCUCUCGUUGGGAUCGAUCCUGCUAGCCAUCAUAAUGGGUGCUCUUUCAAUUAUUACCGUUGUUGGCAAUUUGGCUGUUCUCUUUUCAUACUACAUUGAUAAGAAUAUUCGACAACCCAGCAACUAUUUCAUCUUCUCACUUGCCGUCUCCGAUUUGAUGUUUUGUAUUGUGAUUGAUCCAAUCUGA